This is a messenger RNA of Glycine soja, 1812 nucleotides long. RefSeq names its product E3 ubiquitin-protein ligase RING1-like. The transcript is spliced from 2 exons. The coding region runs from base 169 to 1299 and encodes 376 amino acids. Gene Ontology annotation, molecular function: ubiquitin protein ligase activity. The record is from RefSeq and is a predicted model, not a curated record. Gene Ontology annotation, cellular component: cytoplasm. Lineage: Eukaryota; Viridiplantae; Streptophyta; Magnoliopsida; Fabales; Fabaceae. Gene Ontology annotation, biological process: protein ubiquitination.
CUCAGAUUGAUUUUCCACGUUUAUUGAUAUUUACAAUUUUGCCACCACUCCAUCUUCCUUCUCUCUCUGUUCCGUUUAGUUGCAAUCCCUUCCUUCCUACUUCUAUUUCCCUUCUCUCAUUAUCCUCUCUUCUCUUUCUCUCUCUCUCUCUCUCUCUUAUCCCUUGACAUGUCUUCUGCCGGCGGCGACAGCGGCGGCAGCGCUACUUCCGGCGAGCCUCGCCAAUACUUCUGCCACCAGUGCAACCGCACCGUCUCAAUUUCCCCUUCUCCCUCCUCCGAUCUCCUCUGCCCCACUUGCAACGGCGGCUUCCUCGAAGAACUCGAAAUCCCAAUCCCCGACCCUAACCCUCCUAAUCCUUUUUUCUCCGACUUCCCCCUCGGCGGCGCCGCCACCAUUCCCCUCGUCCUCCCCGGCGCUGCCACCUCCCCUCCCUUCGGCGAUCUCUCAGCCCUCUUCGGCGACCGAUCCGACGCUGCCGCCUCCGAUGCCUUCAACCCCCUCGUCUUCCUCCAGAACUACUUCCAAACCCUAAGAGCCGGCGGGGGCGGCAACCUCCAACUCGUGAUCGAGUCCGGCGACCCCGGCGGAGUCUUCCGCUUCCCCGGCGUCACCCACGGCGACUACUUCUUCGGGCCGGGCCUCGAGGAGCUGAUCCAGCACCUCGCCGAGAACGAUCCUAACCGCUACGGCACCCCGCCGGCCUCCAAGUCCGCCGUCGAGGGCCUGCCGGACGUCUCCGUCACCGAGGAGCUGCUGGCGUCGGAUUCCUCGCAGUGCGCCGUUUGCAAAGACACCUUCGAGCUCGGCGAGACCGCGAAGCAGAUCCCCUGUAAGCAUAUAUAUCACGCAGAUUGCAUUUUGCCGUGGUUGGAAUUGCAUAAUUCUUGUCCAGUUUGUCGGUAUGAAUUGCCCACAGAUGAUCCUGAUUACGAGCAGAGGGCUCGUCGUGGUGGCGGUGGCGGUAGUGGUGGUGAUGGUGCCGGAAGUGGGGCAGCUCCACAAGUGAAUUGGAACAUGGCAUUGGGGCCCGCUGGUGGUUCUGCGGAUUCAUCCGGUGGCGGUGGCAGUGGCGGUGAUAGUUCGCAGAGGAGAAGAUUUAGGGUGUCUUUGCCGUGGCCGUUUAGGCAAUUUGCCGAGACAAGUAAUGUUGGGAGUGCCAACAAUGAUAGCAACAACAACAACAACAACAGCAAUAGCAAUAGUGGUAGUAGCGGAAAUAAUGGUGGGCAAUCGAACUCUGGAAACCGGGGGAAUCAGAAUUUUGACUCGGAGACCAGACAGGAAGAUCUCGAUUGAGAACCACUCGUGUUUUAUAUGACAUGCUCCCCUUGGAAGUGAUCGAGAAGUCGACAAUGGCCUCACCUCGGUCAUCGCCUAGAAGUGCUCCACUUUGUAGGAACUCCAACUGCAGCGCUACAGCGACAACAUUCUCCGCGGGAUUGCCGCUUGUGGGAAUCUGCAGAUUCUGAGGUGACCAGAUCUAAUCCACAACGCCUCCGACCACCAUAAUCGCGAGCGCCACCACCACUGUCCCACGGCGAACUAACCCAUGUUUGGCAAAGAUGUCUUCAUGUGUGCGUCCCCUGUGUUGCCGGAAGACAUCAAUGGGUCGCUCUCUCUCUGCCCCCUUCGUCCUCCAUCUUGUGCACGCCGUUGGUGUAGUUGGAGAGCAUGGCGUGCACAGCCUCGCAAAAGCCCCCAAACGGGGAGAAGUGGAGAAAAUUCUAGUACUGAUAAUGGCUCAUUGGAUUCCUUUAAUUGAUUUUGGUUUUUAAUUAUUAUAAAAUUUAAAUUUGAUUUAAAAAUAAA